AUUGUUUUUCUUAGUUUGGAUGUACUUCCGAGAGUGACUUGCCCAAAUCAUCCAGAUUCCAUUUUAGUAGAGGAUUACAGAGCUGGUGAUAUGAUUUGUUCUGAGUGUGGGCUAGUAGUGGGUGACCGGGUCAUAGACGUAGGGUCAGAGUGGAGAACUUUCAGCAAUGACAAAGCAACAAAAGAUCCAUCUCGAGUCGGGGAUACCCAGAAUCCUUUGUUGAGCGAUGGCGACUUGAGUACAAUGAUUGGCAAGGGCACAGGUGCAGCAAGUUUUGACGAAUUUGGGAAUUCAAAGUACCAAAAUCGCAGAACUAUGAGCAGCUCCGAUCGCGCAAUGAUGAAUGCUUUUAAAGAAAUCACAAACAUGGCAGACAGAAUCAACCUCCCUAGAAAUAUAGUUGAUCGAACAAAUAAUUUAUUCAAGCAAGUGUAUGAGCAAAAGAGCCUGAAGGGAAGGAGUAAUGAUGCCAUUGCUUCUGCUUGUCUCUACAUAGCCUGUAGGCAAGAGGGUGUUCCAAGAACAUUUAAAGAAAUAUGUGCAGUGUCCAGGAUUUCGAAGAAGGAAAUAGGUCGGUGUUUCAAACUUAUUUUGAAAGCUCUUGAAACCAGUGUUGAUCUGAUUACGACUGGAGACUUCAUGUCAAGAUUCUGUUCCAAUCUGGGUCUUCCCAAACAAGUACAAAUGGCGGCAACACACAUUGCCCGUAAAGCUGUGGAAUUAGAUUUGGUUCCUGGGAGAAGCCCGAUCUCUGUAGCAGCUGCAGCUAUUUACAUGGCAUCACAAGCUUCUGCAGAAAAAAGGACACAAAAAGAAAUUGGCGAUAUUGCUGGUGUGGCUGAUGUUACGAUCAGACAAUCGUACAGGCUGAUCUAUCCUCGAGCUCCAGAUCUCUUCCCAGCAGACUUCAAGUUUGAUACCCCAGUAGACAAACUACCGCAGCUGUGAAAUUGCAGAGGGUUACUUUUAAUUUCUAUUAAGAAAAACCCCACCAACCACAAACUUUUUUUGAUUUUUGCCUAUAAUAAAGGAUGUACAAAGUGUUA
This is a messenger RNA of Pygoscelis adeliae (Adelie penguin), 1046 nucleotides long. RefSeq names its product general transcription factor IIB (gene GTF2B). Gene Ontology annotation, cellular component: nucleus; transcription preinitiation complex. Gene Ontology annotation, biological process: transcription preinitiation complex assembly; transcription initiation at RNA polymerase II promoter. Lineage: Eukaryota; Metazoa; Chordata; Aves; Sphenisciformes; Spheniscidae. The annotation marks the transcript as partial. The record is from RefSeq and is a predicted model, not a curated record. The transcript is spliced from 6 exons. Gene Ontology annotation, molecular function: RNA polymerase II general transcription initiation factor activity; TBP-class protein binding.